Molecule: messenger RNA, 2715 nt
Organism: Populus trichocarpa (black cottonwood)
Lineage: Eukaryota; Viridiplantae; Streptophyta; Magnoliopsida; Malpighiales; Salicaceae
Exons: 14
Coding region: 220-2427 (735 amino acids)
Cellular component (GO): membrane
Source: RefSeq, a predicted model, not a curated record
GCGCAACGUAAGACCAAAACGCAGAAUAAGAGAGGGAACCUGAAGCGAAUGUUAGCUGAGGAAAAAUAAAAAACAAAAAGGAAAGCGGAAAACUAAUAGAAACAGAAGCAGAAUUAUAUUUUGGAGCGAUCGGGAUCCGUUUUACCGGGUCCAUCAUCUCUUCUAUUCUCUUCUCUCUCAAAGAAAGACAAAUCGUUUGAGAAAGAAAAAGAAAGAGAGAUGUGGGUGUUUUAUUUGAUCUCGUUACCUCUAACCCUAGGCAUGGUGAUUUUAACAGCCAGAUACUUCGCUGGACCCGAGGUUCCUCGUUAUGUCUUCUUCACCGUUGGAUACACCUGGUUUUGUUCUCUCGCCAUCAUCACCCUCGUCCCUGCCGAUAUCUACACGACUAAAUUUGAUCUUGAUCGCGGAGGCAUUUCUUUCUAUUGGAUUUGGUCGUAUUGGAGUACAUUUUUACUUACCUGGGCUGUGGUGCCCCUUAUUCAGGGUUUUGAAGAUGCAGGAGACUUCACCGUUGUAGAAAGAUUAAAGACUAGUGUACGCGCGAACUUAGUCUUCUAUUUAAUUGUGGGAGCCAUUGGCCUCUUUGGAAUUAUACUUCUCAUCAUCAUGCACAAGAUAAGGAUCGGAAAUGUGCUUGCUUUUGCCAUGGCUUGCUCAAAUACUUUUGGACUUGUUACCGGUGCAUUUCUUCUUGGUUUUGGUUUGAGUGAAAUUCCCAAGGGCCUAUGGAGAAAUUCAGAUUGGUCCACCCGCCAAAAAGUACUUUCUCAUAAAAUUGCCAAAAUGGCUGUGAGACUUGACGAUGCUCAUCAAGAUCUUUCAAAUGCUAUUGUAGUUGCUCAAGCAACAUCCAAUCAGAUGUCCAAGCGUGACCCUUUGAGACCCUACAUGGAUGUUAUUGAUAAUAUGCUAGCACAAAUGUUUAAGCAAGACCCAUCCUUUAAACCGCAAGGUGGUCGGUUGGGAGAAAAUGAUAUGGACUAUGACACAGAUGUGAGAUCAAUGGCAACACUCAGACGUCAUCUUCGAGGAGCUCGGGAAGAGUAUUAUCGUUGUAGAAGUGAGUAUAUGACCUAUGUCAUGGAAGCGCUUGAACUGGAAGACACUGUUAAAAACUAUGAACGAGGCAGUUCAACUGGAUGGCAAUAUAUUUCAAGCUUCAAGCCUGCUCGCACUGGGAAGUUGGGUGCUUCCUUUGAUACAAUGGAAUUUUUGUGGCGAUGCAUCUUAAGAAAGCAACUUAAAAAGGUGUUGGCGGUCAUACUGUGUACCAUGUCAGCUGCAAUUCUUUUAGCAGAGGCAACUCUACUAAUUGGUGGAGUUGAUCUCUCUCUAUUUUCAAUCCUUAUAAACUCUGUAGGAAAACAAGAGUUAUCCAUGCAGGUUUUGGCUUUUGUACCUUUGAUGUAUAUGUGCAUCUGCACAUACUAUUCUUUGUUCAAAAUUGGAAUGUUAAUGUUUUACUCAUUAACACCCAGGCGGACAAGUUCAGUCAGCUUGCUUAUGAUAUGCUCGAUGGUUGCUCGAUAUGCUCCUCCAAUUUCAUACAACUUUCUCAACCUCAUCAAUCUUGAUUCUAAGGAAACUAUAUUUGAAAAGCGAAUGGGGAAAAUCGACAAAGCCGUCCCUUUCUUUGGAAAUGAUUUUAACAGAAUCUAUCCACUUAUUAUGGUUAUAUACACCCUGUUGGUUGCAAGCAAUUUCUUUGAUCGAGUAAUUGGUUUCUUUGGAAGCUUGAAGAGAUUUCGGUUUCAAACCGAGGCAGAUGAUACUGAUGGAUUUGAUCCUUCGGGAUUAAUUAUCCUACAAAAAGAACGAUCUUGGUUGGAACAAGGACUAAAAGUUGGUGAGCAUGUUGUGCCACUGGCAAGAAACUUUAACGGUGUGGAUAUGGAGUCUGGAAGCAAUAGUAUCGAAAGGACUGCUGUUGAAAUGAAGGCAACAAGCAGUUUAGGCAUUGAGGACAGAAAGGGAAGCCAAUCCAAAUCCUUGAAAGAAGAAAGUCAGAGAUAUGGCACAAGCAGAGAAGCCGUCAGUAACAAGUAUGCUGCCUUUAGAGAACAGAACAGACAAGCCAAUAUGAGGCUGGUGGAGAAGAACGUUGCCGCUGCAAAAGUGUCAUUGCUUGAUGAUGAGGAUUCUCACUCCAACAAUACAACAGCUGGACCACCAGCUGGUUUGGCCUCAAAAUGGGAAUCAAUGAAGAAUGGUUUUCAGAGUUUUAAAGCAAACAUAGGAGCCAAAAAAUUUCUUCCUUUACGCCAAACUCAGGAACCACAACUUGUCUCUCGCAAUUCAUCAUCUCAAUCCCUUGAUGAGAUAUUCCAGAGACUGAAACGACCAUCUGCAGACCGGGGAAGUCUAAGUGAUGAUGAUGAAGAUGGGCAUGGGACCGAGAUCAAGAUUUCAGGUCCUACCAGAUAAUGUUAGCCUUGCCCAUGACACUAUGAAAUUUAUAUGCCUGUUGUAGACUGGAAUACAAGGUGUACAGAUAAAGGGCGAUACCCAGCUCAUAUUAAACAUCUUGAUUGAAGCCUGGGGGGCUACAUACGUAUAAUACGAUAGCAAAAGUAGGAUUGUGUUUAUGAACACUACUGAUCUUGUGUAGGCAAAAUUUUGUCUUGUGAAUUGUACCAUUAAAACAGAUUUCGUCAUAAGCUUCCCUUGCUGGGUAGUGUACACGCUAAUAACAUUCGAACACAAAUUUCUUGA